Molecule: messenger RNA, 1434 nt
Organism: Pseudonaja textilis
Lineage: Eukaryota; Metazoa; Chordata; Lepidosauria; Squamata; Elapidae
Source: RefSeq, a predicted model, not a curated record
GGCGGUGAGGCGGGGACAAGAUGGCGGUGGUGGAAGUGGAGGUGGUGGGGGCGCCGCUGGAGCCCGGCGCGGACGAGGUUGACCUCUCACACCUGGACCCGGAUGAGAGAUGGAGGAUCGAGCAUGCGCGGAUGCACGCCAAGCACCGGGGCCACGAGGCCAUGCACGCCGAGAUGGUCCUCAUCCUGAUCGCCACGUUGGUCGUCGCCCAGCUACUCCUGGUGCAGUGGAAACAGAGGCAUCCCCGUUCCUACAAUAUGGUGACCCUCUUCCAGAUGUGGGUCGUCCCCCUCUACUUCACGGUGAAGCUGCACUGGUGGCGAUUCUUGGGCAUCUGGGUUUUCUUCUCGGCCAUCACAGCUUUCGUCACCUUCCGGGCCACUCGGAAGCCCCUGGUCCAGACCACGCCCAGGUUGGUGUACAAGUGGUUUCUCCUAAUAUACAAAAUCAGCUAUGCCACAGGCAUCGUGGGCUACAUGGCUGUCAUGUUCACCCUCUUUGGAUUUAAUUUAUUAUUCAGAAUCCAACCGGAAGACGGCAUGGAUUUCGGGAUCUCCCUCCUGUUCUACGGCCUCUACUACGGGGUCCUGGAGCGGGACUUUGCGGAAAUGUGUGCGGACUACAUGGCCUCCACCAUCGGGGUAAAAGCCUCCAAGGGGCGGCCUGGGCUGGGCCUGGUCCCAGGGAGGGCUGGGGAGGGGUCCUGGCCUUCCCUGCCCCCCUGGGGCCCCCCCCCCCCGCCCUGCCUGCCUUCCCCACCAGCCAGCUUCCACGAGUUCUGCAUCCGGGGCUGGUGCAUUGUGGGGAAGAAGCAGACGUGUCCGUACUGCAAGGAGAAAGUGGACCUCAAGCGGAUGUUCAGCAACCCCUGGGAGAGGCCGCACGUGAUGUACGGGCAGCUGCUGGACUGGCUGCGCUACCUGGUGGCGUGGCAGCCGGUCAUCAUUGGACUGGUGCAAGGGAUUAACUAUGUCCUGGGGCUGGAGUAGCCCCCCCCAGCCCCUCCCCGGGUCCUGCCCCAGAGCCAGGACGCCCCUGGGGAGCCGGGCUCCCGAGCCGGCCGGCCGAGGACGCCUGGGGGCCCCAGGAGGAGCAGCGUCCUCGGCCACUCGACCUCUCAGGACCGCGGCCUCCGGCCGAGCGCUGCUGCGCCACGACCCCCGCCGGACUCUGCGCACGAGCAGCCCCGCCCAGGCCGGCUUCUGCUGCUUGGAGGGCGGGGGGGGGGGAGGUCGUGGCGCCUCCUUUCUUCCUCCGCUCCCUUUUUUUAGCCAGAAAGGAAAGAUAAAAAAUUCUUUUAACUCCUUUUUAUUCCUGACGCAAAAGGAAAUGGAUCCGACUUUCCCACCCGACUCCGGAAUUCGCCCCUUUUGGUGCCAGGCCUGGUGGCCCCGCCCCCCCGUGCCCCCCCCUCUCGGCCGCUCCUGGCGGAGG